This is a messenger RNA of Triticum turgidum subsp. durum (durum wheat), 1059 nucleotides long. The record is from the annotation of a GenBank genome assembly. NCBI's taxonomy places the organism in Eukaryota, Viridiplantae, Streptophyta, Magnoliopsida, Poales, Poaceae.
AUGGAGCGACGGAGGCGGGUCGCCGUGCUGGCCCUGGUGCUCCUGCUGCUCUCGGCUUGUCAUGGCAGAAGAGAGUUCUCUGUCAAGAAUCAUGAUCAGAGUCUUAUAUAUGAUCAUACUCUUGCUAAGACCAUCGUGGAGUAUGCUUCAGCUGUGUAUAUGACAGAUUUAACAGCUUUGUAUACAUGGACAUGCUCAAGAUGCAAUGACUUGACUCAAGACUUCGAGAUGAGGUCUCUAAUUGUUGAUGUGGAGAACUGCUUGCAGGCAUUUGUCGGUGUAGAUCACAAUCUAAAUGCCAUAAUAGUUGCAAUCAGAGGGACUCAAGAGAACAGUGUGCAGAAUUGGAUCAAGGACUUGGUAUGGAAGCAGCUUGAUCUAAGCUAUCCAGACAUGCCAAAUGCAAAGGUGCACAGUGGAUUUUUCUCCUCCUAUAAUAAUACAAUUUUGCGUCUAGCUAUCACAAGUGCUGUGCACAAGGCAAGAAAGACAUAUGGGGAUAUCGGCGUCAUAGUCACAGGGCACUCAAUGGGAGGAGCUAUGGCUGCCUUCUGUGCACUCGAUCUUGCUAUCAAGCUCGGAAGCGACAAUGUUCAACUCAUGACUUUCGGACAGCCUCGUGUUGGCAAUGCUGUUUUCGCCUCCUACUUUGCCAAAUAUGUACCAAACACAAUUCGACUGGUACACGGACAUGAUAUUGUGCCGCAUUUGCCACCUUAUUUCUCCUUUCUUUCCAAACUGACGUACCACCACUUCCCAAGAGAGGUAUGGAUCGACGAAUCUGAUGGCAACACAACGGAACAGAUAUGUGAUGCCAGCGGCGAAGACCCAAACUGCUGCAGGUGCCUCUCCAUAUUGAGCCUGAGCAUUCAGGACCAUUUCACAUACCUGGGAGUAGACAUGGAAUCAGAUGACUGGAGCACCUGCAGAAUCAUCACAGCACAAAGCGUUGAGCGAUUACGUAAGCAUCUCAGCAGCAACAUCAUCAUGACAAAGCACGCCAUCGAGGUCUCCAUUGUCGAGAAUAGCAUGCAGACAGACUGGAGCAGUUCCAGAUAG